This is a messenger RNA of Diabrotica balteata, 427 nucleotides long. The record is from the annotation of a GenBank genome assembly. Lineage: Eukaryota; Metazoa; Arthropoda; Insecta; Coleoptera; Chrysomelidae.
AAAUAUGAUCGCCAACUUCUAAAUGUCUUCUGUCAAUUUAAUUAAUUAAUCUUGUCAAAAGUUUUGGUCUUAUAUUACACUAAAUUUAAAAGUGAACCAUGAGCUGCUGUCCUCCAUGUAACGUUUCAAAUUCUUGUUCACCCUGCAGCCCCUGUUCUACAAGUUGCGACAUGUGUUGUUGUACGCCUUGCCCACCAUUACCCGCCAUACCGUAUCCAGUUUUUGCACCGCCAUGUACUAUCACGUAUAUUAUAACCCCUUGUUGUCCAGCAGGAGAUCCAUGUGCCUGUGUUCCAACAUGUACAACUUGCUGAAAAUGGUGUAUUUUUAGUUGUAAAUCUUGGUUAUUUGUACAAGAUUUUAAUUAUCUGUACAUGGCAGUGGUUGUCAAUUACAUUUUAAAGGAAAUAAAAAGUAAUAUUUUGGU